Volvox carteri f. nagariensis is the source of this 426-nucleotide messenger RNA. RefSeq lists its product as uncharacterized. Gene Ontology annotation, cellular component: cytosol; peroxisomal membrane. Gene Ontology annotation, molecular function: ATP hydrolysis activity; ATP binding. The record is from RefSeq and is a predicted model, not a curated record. Gene Ontology annotation, biological process: protein import into peroxisome matrix. The transcript has 4 exons. Lineage: Eukaryota; Viridiplantae; Chlorophyta; Chlorophyceae; Chlamydomonadales; Volvocaceae. The annotation marks the transcript as partial.
GCCCCUACCGUACCUGACGUACGGUGGGACGACAUUGGCGGCCUGGAGGGCGCUAAGCGGGCUAUCCUGGACACGAUCGAGCUGCCCCUGCGUCACCCGCACCUCUUCACCGGGGGACUCAGGAGGAGGUCGGGGGUACUGCUGUACGGCCCGCCAGGUGUUGGUAAAACCCUGCUCGCUAAGGCCGUAGCCAGUCAAUGCGCGGCCACGUUUAUGUCGGUGAAGGGACCUGAGCUCAUCAGCAUGUACAUCGGCGAGAGCGAACGACAGGUUCGCGAGGUGUUCGCCCGGGCCCGACGUGCCGCCCCGUGUGUUGUGUUUUUUGACGAGUUGGACUCCCUCGCACCCGCCCGGGGAGCAUCAGGGGACUCAGGUGGUGUGAUGGACCGGGUGGUGUCCCAGCUGCUAGCGGAAAUAGACGGACUC